Molecule: messenger RNA, 10433 nt
Organism: Pelobates cultripes (western spadefoot toad)
Lineage: Eukaryota; Metazoa; Chordata; Amphibia; Anura; Pelobatidae
Source: the annotation of a GenBank genome assembly
ACUGAUUCCUCUGUACAGACACACCUCUGUAAUCUCAGUCACCUGCCUCGCACAGCCAUUACCAUCUCAAAAACCAACCUGUGCAACAGGUGCAACUAGGAGGAGACAGGUAGGAGGGUCGGGCUUGUGAAACUUGCCAAACAAGAGGCACGGUUUCCCUUUUAAGCACAGAGGGUGGUACUUGGCAUUUCCAUACAGGAUGUAGAUCCUGGAGAACUUUUAACCUGCUGUUAGUUUGCUUCUGUCAACCAACUCACUCCAUUGGGGUAAGUGAUCUACUCUUAUUCCAGAAUCUAAAUCCUCGGGAAAUAAGGGGUAAAAAAACAUUGGGAAAUUUCAGGAAAUGUGGCUUUUAUAAAAAAUACUGAACCUACUGUAAAAUGACUGAUCCUCGGGCAUAGAGGGGGGCACUAGGGGGGUGGAUACCUCUGUGCAUCGUAACUGGACUAUAAGAUUUAUCUGUGUUAAUAAACCAUUUAUUUGGGACAGUCAUCUUGCAAACCAAUUUAUGGUUUAGUGGCUUGUUGCAUGUGACCAGACUUAAAUGGUAUUAUAUUGGUAUUUUGGCAAUCACUGUAUCCUAAAAGCAGUGCAGUAAAUGUUGGUAGCAGGGGGUGUGGGAUUGUAAGGUUCCUGUGAUAAAUAUGUGGUGGCUAUGGUGUCAUUAAUAAUAUGCACACAAUUCAAUUUAAAUGCCAGUCUUCAUAAUAAUGUCCAGGAUCUAAACCGAAUUUUGGAGUAUUGCUUUGAUAAGGAAUUCUUUCUGUACCCUUGCUUUGAGAAAGGCACUAUGCCUGUUAAUGCACUCAAUGGGUUAAGACCCUUAGCUGGUUUUAAUAAAAUCCUAAGUAUUUUAUAUUGAAAUCUGUAGCUAAAGCAGGUACAUCUAUCUCAGGUAUCCUGUACCAGAACAAUUGUGUUUACUAGAUCCAUCGCAUUUCCUGGGUGCAUAUUACUGUAUUGUGUUGAUAGGCAGGACAUAAAAAUGCUGCCCUGGUCCAAGCACAUUAAUCCUGUAUACAUUGAGACAACACUUUUCAUGUCCUUUCCAUCUGUGUGACCCUAGAAAAUGCAGUUGAUCUUGCAAGUGCAAGAAUAAGUUAGACAUUCUGUAAAUUAAUUUAGGCAUAUUUUAUUCUUUGAAUAAUUAAAAACUUUAGGGUUGCUGUUUGAGAUCACCGUGAUGUGAAAAGAGCUCUUCUAAUUUAAUAAGCUGUACUUGCACAACAAGGAACCUUAUAAGUAAAUGGAGAGAGACUAAGCAAGACAUCUCCAAUAAUAAACUGAUAUGGUUACGCAUUAGUGGUUCCCACAAAUGGAUUAUGGAUGAAAUUGCAUAUCAUUGUGGGUGGGUGCAGCAAUUACUUGGAGGAAUGUAUUCACAGACCCUUUAGAUAGCCAUCAAGAUAAUUCGCUAAAUCUUUUAAAUACAGAAAUACUGUAGCAUGCAAAAGGUAAACAUGCACUACUUAGGGAGAAAGCGGAUCUUAUCUGUUAUCACCCACUGUUGUAUUGUGUUUACUGAAUGGAUAAUAAAUUGUGGGGUGUGUAUAACCGCUGUCCAAUAAUACACCAGAUAUUAAACAUGGGCAUUCACAAUUACUUUACAGUAAGUAGUCGGUCUUAUGUCAUUUAAGUUUCUGAAAAUAUAGUAGUAGUUACGUAGCUUUAGAAUGUGUGUUGUAAACAUGACUGUACACACAGUAUUGGGUAAGCAUCCAAAGAGGGCUUUACCACAUGCAAGCUCUUCAUAAACUAUAGAAGACACAUUGUAAAGAAUAUUUCAUCUAUAAAAUCUGCCUGUAAGAAGUUGCAAAAAUGGUAUACGGUUACUAAAAUAUUGGGCUUUGUUCUCUCUCUCUGGUUUUUCCAAGGGGAGAUAUUAAACCAAUUGUCUGUCAUUAUCUUCACAGUGGGGUCCAGUGUGGGACCUCUGACCUCUCCAUCCUGGAAACAUGGAAUCGACCAGAGGAGACUUAGUGCUAGGGUCCAUAUUCGAACAGCAGGAAGACUUGUUUCACUCGGAGGGGUUUUCAGGAACUGAUUCUAGCACGUUUCCUCUGUCUGAGCCUCACGGUUUUUCUGUUGAGAAGUUAUACGAAGACUGGCAUGCGAGCAGAACUACUGUAAGUUGGAAUUCAUCAACCUUGAUAACAAUACAACAGGAAUUAAAGUUCUCAACACCAAAAAGAAGGUGUGGAGUGAGGGGAGAGGUUUAGUAAUUUAACAAAUAAACACAACUUUUAUUAUCAACCUUAAUUCCUCCAAUCCUGUUCAUUCUCCCUCUUAACAUGGAAAAAAAACCUUCUUCCGAUUUCAUGUCAUGAAAAUCUACUCCUUAAAAAGCAUCGUCUUUCACCCAAACUGGUCUUCUCCUCAGAAACAGCAGAAACAAUCUGAUCUAAUUACCGUCUGUAUUCUCUAAUCUUCAUAACUGUACCAAUGAGUUUUACUUUAAAUUGGCCUCCCUCCAGUUGCCAAUAUUAUUCUGUUAGUAAAUAUGCUAUUUCCUUAAAGCAGGGCUGUCACUUGUUGGAAACUAUACUAUUGAAUAAAACAUUGAAGCCAUCUGUAAUUUAUGUUAAUCUGGUUUAAUGUGAUGCCCAGUUUAUUUUUAAAUUUAUAUUAAAGAUUUCGCAAGUGACACCACAAUUUAGUUCAGUCCAGGUCCUACCUUCAAUUAUAUUCAUUAGAAGAAAAUAAAACAUAUAUAACUGUGAUUGACAGAGAGCCAAGAUGGAGCCACCCAGUUCAAAGAUAGAGGUGUACAUUUCUAAACUUACCUUUUUCAGAUCUCACAAAAACAUAUUUGGAAAAGAAAGUGGAUAAAUAAACAUAACAUUAGAAAUUGUGGGAAGUGACUGUUCCCCUUUAAACUACGACCCUAAUUCCUUUUUAGCUCCUUUUUAUUUCUCUCUCUCUUUCUUCUUCUUUUUUUUUUAAAAACAUUGAGAUCCAGCUUUUUUAAGAGGUGGACUCUCUGAACCCCCAUCUUUUAAAUAUAUUGCCUUUUACCUUCCUGUUGUUAUUAUCAAGUGCCAUCUAAUUUUGGAUUUUAGGGGCUGAAUGAGCGAGAAGACACUGAUGAGUACUUGCAGAUGAUGAUUAACCCGAAUGAGGUCUACAACACGGAGACAGGAAUGUCUGAAUCCCCUGAAAGUGACAGUGGGUUCUCAGAUGAUCCACAGCCUGAUGAUACACCCGUUCAGGGGGAGCCAAGUACACCACUGCCCCAGCCUACACCUGUGUAUGAACUGGUUUAUGAUGUUGGCUCUCUGGAGGACAGGAGAAGCCAUAACGAGAUGAGCAGUGUAAUCUCAAUUCAGCUUGGUACGGAAGGGUGACAACAAUAAAUAUAUAUAAAAGUGUAAGGGGAGACCCUUGGUGGACAAGUUUGAGCAGAAUUGCCCCUUGUCUUUUUUUCUAAUAGGCAUGCAAAGAAAUCAAAGUUUUUUACCCACUAACUGCUACCCUUGUAUAAUACUGCCAAAUCUGAAAAACUAUUCUCUUUCCAGAGACAUGCAUACGUCAGUGCCUACUGUGUUUUUUUACUAUAUAUUAAAUAUAGAUGUACCAGAUCACCGACUUUUACAAAAAUUUGUCCAUAAUUUAAAGCUGAUCACAGAUACUGCCUGUUUUAUAGCAUCAUUUUCAAACGAGCAGCUAACCAGUCUUUAAAAGGAUCUAGCCCAUCUAAUAAAAGAGCUAAUAAAUCUCUAAAAGCUGCUAAUUGGUCUCCCAAAGAUGACUAAUCAGUCUUUUAAGGUAGAUUGGCCCCACUAAAGACCAUGUUUAAGAGUGCUCGAUAAUUGCCAGAAUUCAAGUUCCUCCUGCUAGGUUUCACUUUCUAAAUCUAUCGAGUAUUUAGUAGUAAGCAAAGAUUAUUUACAGUGUGUAUUCUGCAUAGAUAAAUAGGUUAUCAUUUGAACCCAGGAUAUGGAUUUACAUAAUUUUGGGAUUAUAUCUAAAUUUGCAUGUUGGGUCAAGCCAAUAACUCACGUUGGAUGCUCAGCUUCCGGCUAAGACUGGAAAGUGCUCAGCCUUUUAGUUGUAGACCACAGGUGAUGGUGCCAUAAGUUGGGUAUCCUUUGAGCCUCAAAAUGGUCCUAUACAAUGGCAACCUGGUUAACUUGUAUUCCGCUUACAGAGGACUGGCCCUCUCCAGUGCUGAUCCCUGACAGCUGUAUAGUUAAUGAACUGCCAUCUGUUCACAUGCCGGUACCUUGCAAGUCUACAGUUCUACCCAUUAGAGACAACACACAAGACCUGCUCUCCAUGGACUCACUGGUAUGUCUUAUGCUCUUUCAGCUGUGAUUAUCUUGAGGUUCUCAGUCAGUUUAUAGCAGAAUGCUAAUGGUGUCUUCUUCUCAGUACCCAGAGCUGCACCUGACUGAAGAGGAGAAAAGGCUUCUUUCACAAGAAGGGGUAGCCUUGCCUAAUAACCUACCGCUCACUAAGGUACAGUGCAAAAUGAGAAGUUGGCUAAAUUGUUGAUUUUAUUCACAGAGCAUGUAAGAAGUGACCAAUAGAGUGAAAAAAAAAAAUCAAUAAAUAUAUUUUUUUUUACAUAAAGACAUUUUCAAAAAUCACUCCAGAAAUGCAAGUUGCACUCAAUUGAUAGAUACCACAUCCAUCAUAACCACUACAGCCUGCUGUAGCUGUUACGAUGGUGGGAGUGCCCUGCACCAUUUACUUGUAAUGGAGCAAAGUGUUCUGUAAUGGUUCCCCUCUUCCCCGAAUCAUGCUGGGCUCCUACUCUUCUCUGAAGGCAGAUUUACGACACCUGGCUUCUACAGAGCAGAAGAAGCCAGAUGCUAAUCGCUUUUAGCCAGUAAAUGAGAGUCUGCAUCAAAAUGUACACAGAAUUGACAUUAGCCAAAAUGGAACUCUCGUUCCGGGCGAACGAAUGACGACCCAAUGAUGCAGCCAGAGGUGGGAUUACACCUGUGGUAGCAGAGUGUGUUUCCAAGAAAUGCUGCACAUACAGUUUAGUGGUCAAUGUGCCCGGAGAAACCCUUUACACUCUAUAAAAUUAAUACUGACCGCUGCAAUUAGCCCCAUAGAUCUAUCCCCAAACCCUUAAGUUUACCACAUACUAAAUUUUGCAGCUUUACCUACAUUGAAUGCUAAACCUAUCAGCUAUCACAGACAAGUUAAACCAUGUAGCGGUCUACAGGCCUAACUUUGAACAAAGCCAGACAUGUACUCCUGUGGGAUAUAACUGAACUGACUUCCAGAAGAACAUCAGCCAAGCUAGCUUUAGUGGUCCUUAAUCCUGUGCACUGCAACUACAAUUGUGUCCCAGUACUAUUUCAGGAGUCUCCCAAUAGAUCGGAAAGGCAAAUCAUAUUCAUCAGAUCUCCGGUAACAGGUCAUAGAUAAUUGUUUAGGAGCUCUGCUUUCCUCAGGGCACUGGGAAGAUUCAAUGAAAAUGUUUUGUAUAUAUUAAAUCCCAGUUGAGGAAUGAGUAACUGAGCUAAUUUUAAAUUUUAAGGACGGGUUGCCAAAUUAAUGAAUGCAGAGUACAUAAUUUGGCUCCACGUCAAGUAAGGUUAAACACACUGCUUUAGUAAAUAUUUGAUUUACAGACUGUUACAGAUGUAUACAAUUUUUUUAGAUAAGUCACUUUAAUUAGGAACUAUACCCCCUUCCUAGAAGAUACGUCUACAGUCUAAAACUGUUAAACAGACACUAUUUAGUAGAUAUGCAAUAAAAACAGGCAAGCUUUUUUUUUUCCCAAUCGGGUGAUAUCGAAAACAGCUUUCAAAAGCUGCAGUUCUCUUGUCUGCAGCCGUUGCAAGUCCUUCCAUUCUAACCCCGCCUAGACUUUCUGUGGCUGACCAAUCACAGACUUCCCAAAGCAGCUCAAUGAUAAGUAUUUACGAGGCAGGUGCUCUGGCCACUUACUGCCUCUUGAGUUUAACUCCCCUGAGCUUAACAACCAGUAAGUAACAGGACCAGUGGAUUGACAGGCUGGGGAGAUGUAACAAGUUUAAUUUAUAAUAGUGUACAUUUCUAUUGAAAUCUCCACUUUUUGUAAAAUGCAAAAAUAGGACACAGUCUCAGCAAAUUAAAGUGCUUUAGGGGUCUGGAGUGUGCCUUUAACAUUGCUCUUUGUAGCAUUAGAUGAGGAAAAAGCUAAGAGUCUCUAACUUAACAGAAAACUUAAUAUAUAGAACAAUCAUGUUUUGAGCAACGUAGAUCAAGCUGACUUGACAUAAGGACUUCACUAUAGGUAGCUGAAGCAGCUAAAUCACGUUGGACACCACAAAAGGGAAUGCAAAGCAAACCACUGUACCCCAAGUGCUUAGUAAAGCUAAGUUUUUCAUUUUUAACUGAGGAAUAAGAUUUGUGAGAUGAUAUGAUCUUUGGGUAAGACUGUUUACUUGGCAAUCCUCUUUGUGGGGUCUGAGGUGACUUUGCUGCAGAUCCUAUUUAGACUACCCUUGUUUGAUAAACUCUUUUCUGCCAUGCUCUUUCGUGCCCCUUACGCUCUUAGUCUCAUUCAGGCAGAGGAAAGAAUUCUAAAAAAGGUACGGAGAAAGAUACGCAACAAGCAAUCAGCCCAGGACAGCCGAAGACGGAAGAAAGAAUAUAUUGACGGACUGGAAAGCAGGUCUAAAAAUAUUUACACAAACUGUAAUUUGAAUAUACGAUGUACAGAAAUUAGCAGACAGCAUGUGUGUCCUGUGUAGGGUGUGAUUUAUCAGCAAGGUAACCCUUAACAUAUGAAGUAUUAUUCACCAAGCUUUGAAUGGGCAGGAACGUCAAGUGAACUUCAUAAUUUUAGUCCAAAAAUUACUGAAAUGAAAACAGCAAAACUGGAGAAAUUUUGGCCUAAAGGGACACUAUACUCACCAAAACAACUUUAGCUUAAUGAAGAAGUUUUGGUGUAUAGAUCAUGCCCCAUUUUGUUUUCAUGCAGGCUGUGUCAGUCACAGCCAGGGGAGCUGUGGCUAAAGUUGCGUAAACAUAAACAGAAGCCAGAGAAUUGAGCAGUGAGACUACAGGGGCACGAUCUAUACACCAAAACUGCUUCAUUAAGCUAAAGUUGUUUUGGUGACCAUCGUGUCUGUGUAAAACUGAAAUUUCACUUUAAGUUUUCAACAAUUCCCAUUUUAGCGAAACUGGUAUAAGAACUAUAGCUUGCAAUAUAUGGGAUCAGUUUAGAAUCUCCAGUAUCAGCGAGCAGUGUGCAGGUUCAAUAUACAAUCUCCAGCAAACAGCUAACAGUAAGUACAUUGGAUCCGUCCAGAGUCUCCACACACAGCUAACAGUGCAUGGGAUUGGUAUACAACCUUUGGGUACUCCAGAUGUUGUGGUCUACAUCCCCCAUAAUGCUCAAACAGCUACAAUGCUGGUAAAGCAUCAGGGGAGAUGUCCAUAACAUCUGGCGUGCCAAAAGGAACCUUAAACACACAGCUAACAAUGCAUGAUGUAUAUAAAUAUUGUAUGUAGCUCCACAUGUAUUAAAUCGCUCACAAGAUCCAUCUCUACUUCAUCUCUAGAGUCACUGCUUGCUCAAUGCAGAAUCAGGAACUGCACAAAAAGGUUGUGGAACUGGAAAAGCACAAUAUGUGAGUGGACGGCUAACAAUGACUGUAUUGUGGGUGUCUGGACUGGGCUGUGAGGCAGGGGUAUAUAACUGUAAAGGAUAUGAGACAGUCCGGUGAGGCAGCUCUGAGGAGGUAAUAAGGACUCUGGGGUGCCACGAAUAGGCUGAAGGCUUCACGAGUUGUUGCAGGCAGCAGGUUGAGGCACUGGAUCAAGAGUUAGGGGUGUGCAGUGUCUAUGCUGCAUCAUAGGGUAGACAGAGGUUAUAUCUCUAGUAAAUGGGACACCGAAAGGCACUAGAUUUGAAAGCAGAGAGGGCUUGAGUGCAACAUAAGGGCGGGUUUGUAGAACACUAAGGUAGAGAGGGGCUGCCUGCAAUGUUUUAGUUGGGGCUUGAGUACUGUGUCAGGAAGCAGAAAGGGGGCUGUGUGCAGUGACUUGGGAGGAUUGGGAGUACAGGUUCAUGGAGUGGAGCGGUUGUGUCUGGAGGGUUAGGGGGCACUUUAUCUACAGAACUAGAGGACUAUGUCUAUAAGAAACUAGUGGUCCCAAGGUAUUAAAUUAUUUUUUUUUUCAUUCAGCUCCCUGAUCACUCAGCUCCGUAAACUUCAGACCCUCAUCAAACAAACAUCCACCAAAGCUGCUCAGACCGGUACAUGUGUCCUGGUAUGUCUUCAGUGAUAUACAUGGCGAGGCCUUGGCAUGAGCCAAGUGGCAUUACAGUAAUAUGUAUUCCUCAUGUGCUUGUCACACUACAGAUCCUGGUCUUUUCUUUGGCCCUGCUCAUCUUUCCCAGCUACAGCCCACUGCACUCCCGAGCCACUAUGAACAAUGUCGCCACUUACAGACCCACGGGAGGUAAGACCACCAGCUCAGGUUAACACCAUCAAAUGCAAAAUGACAGUAAUCACAUGGACUGGCUGUAUACCUGGACAUUACACAUAUAUUUUUUUUUAAAUCCAUAAUUCCAGGUUUAGAAUGUUUCCUCUGCCUUUUAAUACAGAUUAAUUAAACCAGCAAAAUAAUGUCAUUAGCAGUAACACAUUACAUUUGUAGCAGAUUACAGCAGAUAGGAGGUGCGUUGCCAUACCCCUUACCCCCCCCUUUCUUGAUAGUGUCCUUAAAAGUUGGUCUUUUAAAAAACACUCCAAGCACUAGAGUGCCCCCCUCCCCAUUGUAAGUAUUCAUGCUGUUUUAGAACAGUGUAGGGCUUAGCUUUUUGGCUAAUUGAAGCACAUAAGCAGGAGCUUCCAAAAGUGAGUAGAGGAGGCAGGAGCAGUGUUUUGCAGACCCCAGGUAAGAAGUGAAACCAUAGCGUUGUAGUAGUUAUGGUGCUUGGAGUGUUCCUUUAAUUAUACAGUUACGUUAUUAGCACCUAGUUCCUUUACUAACAAGGUGUAAGACUAAACCAAUUUUAUAAGAAAUCACCAUAACCAACCACAAAAAACUUCUUCACAUGGCCAUGUGUGAUUCAUUUUACUUUGGUGGGAGCUAAAAAAAAAUUUAUGAAAAAGUAGAUAGUGCUUGUAUAUUGUGGUUUAACAUUCAUUUAAGCUUCAACCUUUAUGAUAAUCUGUUUAGCUAUGCAUGGGUUUGUGAUCCCAAGAACUCAACUGUUAAAUCCUCUCCCCAGGAAGAAAAAAAAAGGGGUCACUGCAUAUCACUGUAUUCAUAGCAUGUUCUAAUUGAGAAGACACCAAUGGGAACAUUCAAUGGAUUAGAUAUUGCAGGGUAUAAUAGAUUUUUUAUUUAUUUUUUACUGUAUUUACAGUAAUCUCAAGAAAUAUUCUGAACAAGGAGGGAUUCUCAGAGGUGACAGAACAGCCGGUUGUGGACAGUACUCCUGAACUUCAACCAGAGCAGAAGAUGCAAGACCAUCAGUUUGCUCCUCAGUCCACCUUGGACAAAGAAGGGCCUGAUCCACAAAGAAAUGAUCUGGGUGGCUCCCUGGAAGGAGAACUAUUAGGGGAGAAGGACCCUCCAGAGUCCAGAGGUGAUGUUCUGGCACUUAAAGUGGAUCUUCACAAAGGAACCCACAGCAAAGAUCUCUCAAAGACGGCACGUGGGGAUGAGAUGUGAAAACCAUAAUUCAUACAGUACGUUCUAGAGAGAAUAAAAGACUCAGAUUUCUGGAACUAAAAGUUGCCUCUUCAAAUUUUAAAAAGCUGGUGUUUCAGUGCUGCCCGAUUUAGUGCUUCCAGAGCUCUCCUGGUGUUGACACGUCAUAAAGGAUGAAAAAAUGGAGGUUGUGAAAUCAACUGCUGGGUUUUACACCCUAAAAACACAUAGACUGCUAAUAAAGUACAUACUAGAGUACUGACACACACCUGUAUACAUAUAAAACAGGUAGAUUACAACAUCUUGACCAGAAUACCAAUCAUGCACAUAAAGACAUGAAGGGACAAUAUACGUGUAACACAAUAACUGCCAAAACACACACAUAUACACAACAUGCUAAUCAGUAGCAUCUUUAUCGAUGUGUAGUUUACAAACAAAUUUAUCUCACAAAUCAACGUGCAUUAGAGUUGUGUAAUAUAACUAAACUAUCAAUAAGUAGAUUACACACUUACGGAAAGGUACACAACAUUGUUUACAUAGAUAAGGGCACUGCCUCUGUCCGUUUCCUGUUACUUGCCUUAACAUUUAUUCCCUGAUAUUCAGAGAAAUGUUUUAUAAUAUUUAUACAGAUGAUUUUUGUUGUUGUGGGGGAAAUUAAAUAUUCUUUGAAACAAGCAGAUUUGUAAAAUGUUUUAAUAAAAAAAAGUAUUUAGUUUUCAACGUGCCUUAUUUUUUUUUCCUCUUUAUUGAGUUAUAUUUAGCUAGUGUGCAAGAUAUUUACACACAGCAGGGAGGUGUGCACCUGGAAAUUUAACACCGAG